Yarrowia lipolytica CLIB122 is the source of this 1431-nucleotide messenger RNA. RefSeq lists its product as uncharacterized. The record is from RefSeq and is a predicted model, not a curated record. Gene Ontology annotation, biological process: signal transduction. NCBI's taxonomy places the organism in Eukaryota, Fungi, Ascomycota, Dipodascomycetes, Dipodascales.
AUGUCUUCUCUACAGCCGUUUUCGGUGGACAACACCUGGAGUCACGUGGUUUCAAAGCGCACGGGCGACAAGCGCGAGUACGGCGGCGACAACUUGUCAUCUGAGUCGUCAAAUUUCCUGCCAACCGAUCAGACAGACAAACAACCCUCGAGUCCAGGAGGCAGUCUAUGGUCCGACAGAGAGGGCUGGAGCUCGCAGUUCGACCUGCCGUCGAGUCCGGUCCGAAAAAAGCGGUUUCUGGGCGGCAUUCAGUUCACUGAAAGAAGCAAGAACAAGGAGGAGGAAGGCGGAGACGAGGAGGGCGAAGGGGAGUCAGAAAGCCAUAUCGUGAGUCUCCAGAGCAAUGGAACGGUCACGGAAGAUAAACCAGAGGCCACCGUGGCCAAGCUGGAGAGACAGAGUGCGGCCGAAAGCUCUUCUACUCCCGUUCGAACAGCUUCACGUCCGUCUCUACUUGCUCCCACGACUCCUUACAGAAACUACACCCGGAGCCUUAACUCGUUCAACUCGUUCAACUCGUACAACUCUCUUGGUUCGUUUGGCGAAACCGGGGCAGGAAUAGCUGCUGAAGUUGCCAGUCCUGAAAAACGUCAUAAACCCGCGCCUGUGGACACCACUCUUCCUCCUGCUCAGUACCUUCUUCAGUGUGCUGACAAGGAGGCCGAAAACAUUGAUCUCAUGUUUCGCAACCUUGACAAACUCCCCAAGGAGUUUAGCGAGCUCAAAAAUGUGGUUAAGACCAACAACAGCCCCUGUACGGCAUCUCUGGCCAUGUCCUACAAGGUCAUGUUGUCUCAGAACAGACUGACAGAUUUGCCACCUCAAUUGUUUGACGGGAUUAAUAUUGUGAAUCUGUCCGUCUUCAACAACUGCCUGGAGUCGGUUCCGCCUCGAAUCAGAGACCUCACCAACCUCGACACGCUCAACGUGAGUGGAAACGUCAACCUCAAGUACUUGCCGUCCGACAUUCAGAAGCUCAAGAAGCUCAAAAAUCUCAAGGCGUCCAAUGUCGGCUUUCCCCCUCUUCCCAAAGGUGCCCCAAGUCCCGCAGGCAAAAAGAGACACAUGCUGCAUCGCGAAAUCACCGUCGUCAACGAAGAAAAGGUGUUUCCUACGCUGAUUGAACAGAUUGUCAUGUCGGUUUUCAAAGCCAAGGAUGGCCAACUCACAGACAAGCAAAUUGCACAUCUCAACGUUCAUCAGAUGGGCAGACAGUACUUUGAAGACGCUCAGCUGUCGUUUCAGGUAGGAACGUCCUGUGGAGUGUGUGGAGAGCAUAUCCUCUAUGAGGACAGAGUGUAUGGAUACGCUACGGAAUGGUGGCAGUGGCCAGGCCAUGAAGAGGCGUCUGUGCACGACCAGCAGGUGAUUGUGAUCAGAAGGCUGCUGUGUAAAGAGGCGUGCCUGACCGAGUUGGAACGAAUGGCAUAG